This is a messenger RNA of Thermochaetoides thermophila DSM 1495, 597 nucleotides long. Its product is annotated as dynactin arp1 p25 subunit-like protein. Bases 1 to 597 code for a protein of 198 amino acids. The record is from RefSeq and is a predicted model, not a curated record. Lineage: Eukaryota; Fungi; Ascomycota; Sordariomycetes; Sordariales; Chaetomiaceae. The transcript has 3 exons.
AUGUCUUCUAGACGGGUGCCAAGAGGAGAGUAUAUUGAGACUGAUACAGGUAACAAAGUCGCCCGGAAGGCUACUCUUGUCGGCACCCAAAACAUCAUGCUUGGCGGCAAGACAGUCAUCCAGCCCGAAGCCAUGAUUCGCGGCGACUUGGUCCGAACGAUUCAAGCUCCUGCCCCGGCGAGCGGCGCACCCCCAAACAACACGGCCGUGUCGAUAGGACGAUACUGCUUCUUAAGUAAGGGAUGCUGUCUGCGCCCGCCUGGCCGCCCGUACAAGGGAGCCUUUACUUACAUGCCCCUCCGCAUGGGUGACCAUGUAUAUGUCGGCCCUGGUGCCGUCAUCCAGGCCGCAUCGAUCGGCAGCCAUGUGCACAUCGGUGCUAAGGUUGUUGUCGGCGAGUUUGCCAUCAUCAAGGACUAUGUCCGCGUUCUCGAUGGGGCCGUCAUCCCGCCUAACAUGGUGAUCCCGAGUUUCAGCAUUGUUGCUGGGCAGCCUGCCCGCGUCAUUGGCGAGGUUCCCGAGGGGAUGCUCGAGUCGUUUGAAUUGCGCGAUUUGUACAAAACUGUAGGGAAUAAUCCCCAGCCUCCGCCUGUCUGA